AUGCGUGUGUACGCGGCGCGGGUGUGCACAGUGCGGGUGUACACGGCGCGGGUGCGCGCCCUGAGCACCCGGUGCCAGGCGGGGGUGGCCAAGCGCCUGGGGACCCUGAUCUCAGGACUGCUGGAAUGCGGGGCCUUCUGUGGUGUCAUCUUCGGCUGGGCUUCCCUCGUCUUCGUCCUCAAGGAUCUGCACUACUUCGAGGAGCUGUGCCAGCCCACUGCCAUCCCCACCAUCCCUGGCCACAACCAAACCCUGCUGCCUGACUGCAGCCGGCAGGAUGAGCAGUUCUCCCUGGUCUUCACCAUCGGCUCCUUCAUGAACAACUUCAUGACCUUCCCCAUGGGCUUCAUCUUCGACCGCUUUGGCACCACCGUCGCCCGCCUCAUUGCCAU
Mesitornis unicolor (brown roatelo) is the source of this 392-nucleotide messenger RNA. RefSeq names its product solute carrier family 43 member 3-like. The annotation marks the transcript as partial. The record is from RefSeq and is a predicted model, not a curated record. The transcript has 3 exons. Lineage: Eukaryota; Metazoa; Chordata; Aves; Mesitornithiformes; Mesitornithidae.